This is a messenger RNA of Acanthoscelides obtectus, 897 nucleotides long. The record is from the annotation of a GenBank genome assembly. NCBI's taxonomy places the organism in Eukaryota, Metazoa, Arthropoda, Insecta, Coleoptera, Chrysomelidae.
AUACAAUGUUGCAUCAGACGCUAGCUUAGCAACAGAUAACGACUUCUAGCUAACUCGUUGCUUAUGCUUUGUUUUCUAGAAGUGCUUUGUAAGCACACCAAUAGUAUAAAUAGGCCUUGGACCCAUUUCAUAUUGUUCAAUACCCGGGUAGACAUCGUAACAGUCACUUAAGUCAAGUAAUUGUAAACGUUUGUAAUUUGUAACGGACAGUAGCUACUGUCCUCAAAUAAAUUUUUUAAAAAGUAAAGUUGAAUUUAAAUGAUAUAACAAUUGGUGUCAGAGAAGUGGGAUAGCUUCAACGCAUUAGAACACGCGAACGCUCACUAGUGUGGUGGAUGUCUAUCCUUCGGGCUACAAAGGACCACGAGCCUACAAGUAACAAAAAGAAAUAAGAAGAAAGGAAACGACUAAGAAGAAGAAGCAAAAUAAGAAAGAAAAGGGCACAGCGAGCAGCAGACACCCAAAUGCAGAGAGUCUACUUGGAAACAUCCGAGAGCCUCCUCUGGAGAACACGACUGCCUCCUGAUGUACCACCGGGGCAGUUCUUUUCUGGAUCUCGAUAUAGGAUAUACCUUUUGGGGAAUCCAGUAAUAUGGUGGGCCAAUUCAGCUUUCAUACUGAUUUUCCUGGUAGUUUUUAUCACGAAUUGCAUCAAAUGGCAAAGAGGAUACAUCAAAUCUUUCUCAGGUAGUGAGGUGGAUAGGAGCAGCUAGACGGCUGCGACAGUACAAGAAGCAAGAAAGGGAGAAGGAAAAGGGACAAUUCCGUUCAUCGUUAGAGAGGACGAGAUUUGGAAGUCCGGAAAUGCAUCUCACAUAAACCGGAGUUAAAAGCUCUAGUGUUGACUGCAAGAGAGAUUGGGGUAGCUGUACUCAAGAAAAAACAAAAUCCAGUGGU